AUGGCCCGCAGGGCGAAGGCGGGUUUCGAACUUCUGAGGGAUCUGGAGGAAGACUCGGAAGAGGACGAGAUUUCGGAGAGCCUUCGCACGCAAGAGGAAAACACAGAAGACAAAGUACAGACCAGUGCUCAGAGGCAGUGGGUGGACGAUGACACCAAUUCAGGGUGGCAAACAGUGGCUGCAAACAAAAAUGACGUCCUGUGUAGAUUCUUUGCAAGUGGCCAGUGCACAAAAGGCAGCGCCUGCAAUUUUGUGCAUGUGAGGAAACCUGUGCCACCGCAGCGUCCACCAGCUGAUGUGUCAACGACUGGGAAGGAUAGAGUUCCCUCAUCUUCCAAAGCGAGUGGAUCGGGGAUUAAUCACGCUUUGUACAAAACUGAGCUUUGUAUACAUUAUAAUGCUGGAUACUGUCCUCAUGCGCAUAAAUGCUGCUUUGCUCAUGGUAAACAUGAGCUCCGACCAAGAGCGAAUGCUCACAACAAGGUUGCAGCAAAGAGCACUGACAAGCCGAAUCCAAAGGCCAGCAGUGCCCCGCCAGGCUUCCCAGCAAGAGAUUCGCCUGAAUUCACAACUUAUUUGCAGUCUCUGGUCAGAGAAUUUCAGCAUGCUCAGAACCUGUACCUUGUGAGGGACUAUGACCUCGCUUGGAAGGCCCAGGAGGGGGUUCGCCUUGAGAUGGCAGCCAAGAAGUUUGCGACCUCCCCCGCAGCGGCAGCAAAGAUUGCCGCACUACAAGAGCAGCUGGAUGGACUGUGCGCGAAAAUCUCACAGGCAAGGCAAGCUGAACUGGAACGCAAGCAAAGGGAAGCUGAAGAACAAAAGAGACAGGCAGAAAGAGAGGCGCAUGAGCAACGACAGCAGCUCUAUCAGAGUCGGGAAGAACGAAAAGAGAUGAGGCAAACAGCAGGAUCUCUUGAAGCUGAAGUUGAAAAAAUAAGGCAGAAUGAGAGGAUCGCGGCGUCGGCCAGGUGGGCGAAUUCCCUCCAGAAGAGCUGCAGAGAAGGGAAUUUUGAAGAUGCUGAGAAGGCCCUUCUGGAACUUGAAGAUCUGAAAGUAUUGGAACACAGUUUAACUGGUGAUUCCAAGAGCUUUGAAGGAUACAUACAAACCUGCAUGUGGGAGGCUGCUGUUGAAGGGGACAAUGAGGACAUUGUGGACUUGCUGAGCAAAAAAUGCGGCUCAACGCCCUGGUAUGGGUUGCAUGCAACUGCAAGCAUCAUCGAAGUUCUCAUCAGGCGGCAAAGGUUUCGACUGGCAGGCAAAGCUGUGGAUGCAGUUGCCAAGCAUGCAAAUGGGCUGCUGGGUAACUACCUCCGCACCUUACCGGCAAAUCCUCUUGUGCUGGCACUGAGUAAUGAAGCGCCGUUGGAGUUCCUGGAGACCCUGAUACCAGCAAUGAAAAUUUGUGGGUGCAAUGUGGAGGAAGAUGUUCAGGGUGAAACACCGCUCAUGGCUGCCUUGAAGUCAGAAGACCUGACCAAAAUCAGGCUGGUGAUGCAGCACUCCACGAUCACCAGAAAAUUCAAGGACAGUGUGGAGAUGACAGCCAUCUUUUACUGUGUCGGUCUGCGCUCAGAAGCCAUAUUGAAAUGCGUUCUGGAAAGGCUUCAAGAAGAGAAGCCUGACCAAAUGGAAUUCGUCAGCUUUGUUGACACUGUAUGCCGAGGCAUGACUGCUCUCUUCAGAGCUGUUGAGCUGAAUGAUACUGGCAUUGCCGGCAUGCUUGUAGACUACAAUGCCGACCCACUAAAGGACUGUCGGGCCAGUGGUGGAAGGUCCACACCAGUCACAACACCCAUGCAUUUGGCAACAGCAAGGAGUUUCAAGUCGUUGGUGGAAAAGAUGCUGAGAAAGCUGCCCAGUACUGAACUGCUCAAUUGCAAGACUGAUGGCAAGGGCAACACACUUCUGCACAUUGCCCUCCAAAAGGGGGCUGUCCAAAUGGCAAAGCUCCUGCUCAAUGAGGGGGCCAGCCUGAUGCCACUGAAUGCAGAAUCUGAAUCGCCUCUUCUGCUGGCAAUCGAGAACCACAAGAAAUGGGAGGCACGCUGCGGCAAGGCAGUGGAGAAAUUCAUGCACAGUCUGCUGCAGACUUGGCAACCUGUGGACCUGGGAAGUGUCUUGGUCUCAGCUCAAAAGCAAGAGCGCCGGGACAACAUCACAAGGUGGCUGCUUGAGAACCGAGGUCACACACUGGAUCCACUUGUGCAUGACAAGAAAUUGCAGACUCAGGCAUGCCAGGUGGCGAUUCACCAAAAGAACUUCCCUGCUGUGGCGUUCCUUUUGGAGCAUGUCAAUGGACUGGACAUGACAGGAAUGAAUAUUUAUGACAUCAUCACGGUUGCUCCAAUUCAGAUGAUUUCAGAUCUGCUCGCGCGGGGUGCAGAUAGUAACAGCCGAGAUGCAGGAACUGGCAAGUUCCUCCUUCAUGCAGCUGUGGAAUCGGCAAACGAGGAACUGAUCGAUGUCCUCCUAGCAGCCAAUGCGAAUGCCAGCCUUCGGGAAGCCAAUGGGAACACAAUUCUUCACAGUGCAGCAAGGCUAUCAGACCCGGACAUGAGGAGAACAUUGUGCCAGAAACUGGGGUCCAAAUUUCCAGAGUUGUUAACUGCAGUGAACAAUGACCUUGCCACACCAAUGAAAUAUGCAAAAUCCAAGAGCAUAAAGCACUUUCUUCGCGAUCUUGAAAGGAACAGAGGGGCUACAGGUAGUGACACCAGCGAGGUGGUCCCAGCAGCUGCUGCAAGCACAGACUCUGAAGCUAGUUGUCCAGAUGUACCUUGCAGCAAACCACGCAGAAAUGUGUCAAACCUCUCUCCGUCAAUCACAGAGCAUCUCUUGCCUCGAUAUGAAGAUGAUGCUGCAAGGCAAAAGAGAUUGAGUUUGGCAAUGGAGAGGGUGAUCGAGCUGCACAGGCGGAGUAUGCAGAAGGAGGAUGACAACCAUACCACUGGUGUUCCUUCCAAGAAUGUAAGUGGCCCAGAGCUGGGGCCAGUUCCCCCUGAGGCUGCAGCUGCAGUCCUGGAAGAUGUUCAAGCAAGAGAUGUUGAAGAAUUGGGGCCAGAUGCAUUGGCCAAGCUUCCAUGGGAGUUUGAAAUCACCAAAGAGGCCUACAGGGAGUGGGCAUCAAUGGACAGGGUCACACGGCAAAACAUCUUGAGGGCACUGCAGCGCAUUGGGGUUGGUCACUGGGCCUUUGAUGAUGAUACAAAAGGGUUGCAAGCUGGAGAGUCGGACUUGGGAACGCUGGAACUUUGGUGCACCCAGUUUGGCAUGAGGGGCCGCAUUGUGUUUGAGGUCUGUGUGGACUACAGUGAAGCCAAUCGCGCCUGGACAGAUAUGCUGAGGAUAUGGACCAUCACCCAAAGCCAAGAGGAGUAUGAAAAGUGCCUGCAGAACAUACAUGCCAGUCAUGAGCGCAGCUAUCAGGUACUGCAAAAGUUGCAGCUGGAGCCCCUGAGGAACAUAGGCAGGCAGUCCUGUGAGCAGGGCCAGCGGCUCCCCAACCAAUAUGACCACCGCCGCAGCACCGAAGAAGAUGUGGGGCAGCCAAGCAAGUCCAAUCAAAUCAACUGGACGGAAUACUGCCCUCCGGCAAGCUUCUCUGCCGAUGCCUACACGUUGCUCAAGUUCUAUGCUGUGGAGCCGCCGGUGGUCAAGAGUGCCCUUGCAGGCUUGGACGAAACAAAGGUUGACUUCCCAUUCAAGGUGUCACCUGCAGAAAAUUCCAUCAUCCAUAUGGCACCUUCUCCUCCUGCGUCGCUCAUUUUGGUGGGGAGAAGCGGCACAGGAAAGACCACAUGCAUCGUGUACCGCAUGUGGGCCAACUGGCUUCGCCUAUGCAGAGAGAAAGAUGAAGCCUAUCACCAGAUUUUUGUAACAGCAAGUGCGACUUUGAAAGACCAGGUCUCAAGGACGUUCAGGAAGCUCCAGGGUGCAGUGCUGUCAGCAGAGGAAGUUCGUGACCUUGCAGAACUGGCUAAUGGAGAGUACCCCACACUCAGCGAAAUCCCAUCGGCAGCCUUUCCCCUGUUCUUGACCACACGCCAGCACCUGCAAAUGCUGGAUGGUACCCUCAGGGAGCCGUUCUUCCCAAGGCAUGAGAAUGGGGCCAUCGACUAUGACAAUGAUGAAGAAUUGGAUCCCGAUGGGAUGGAAUUCAAGGUCAACCUUGACUUGGACCUUGAAGAAGAGGAAGGAGAGGAGGAAGCUGGAGAGGGAGCAGAUGAGGAGGACAGGAUUGGCGAUGUUGCACUUGGUGACAGGCAGGCCGCAAACAGGCAUGGAGAUGCACCACGAAUGCAGAAUGCCAGGACGAUGAGAUCCCGCAUCACAUACCAAUACUUUGUAGAAGUCUUGUGGAAGAAGCUCACCAACAAGGAGGAACGUCAGGACUUGAAGCCAUCUCUUGUGUUCCAAGAGAUCCUGUCGUACAUCAAGGGUAGUGCUGAAGCCCUGGAGUCUGAAAGCGGCCAUCUCACUCUUGAAGAGUAUUUGGAAGUUGGCAGGAAACGUGCUCCAAACUACAGUUCCGACCUGCGGCGCAAGGUGUACCCUGUAUACUUGAGAUACGAGCAUGAGAAGAGAACUCGAUUUCAUUAUGACACGCUGGACUUGGUAGGGCACAUCUACCGCAGGCUGCAGGUUGAGGGCUACAGAGGCACGCCAGUGCACAGCAUGUUUCGUGACGAAGUUCAGGACUUCACACAGGCAGAACUUUUGCUGGAUCUGAGGACCGUCAAAGACCCCAACGGAAUAUUCUAUUCAGGAGACACAGCACAGACGAUCGCCCGUGGUGUCGGAUUCCGUUUUGAAGACAUUGGAACGCUUUUUUACACGGAAGGCAAGAAAUGGCAUCGAUCAGCAGAGAAUGAAUUCGAUGUGGGGAAGCCCUUGUUGAAGAACUUGCUCAUCAACUACAGAACACAUUCAGGCAUCCUGAACGUCGCUUCCAGCAUCGUUGACUUGAUCAAGCGCUUCUUCCCUCAGUACAUGGACAUCUUGGAGAGGGAACGAGCGUUUUUUGUGGGGCCAAAGCCAUUGCUGCUGACUGGUAUCAGGAGCGAUGAUCUCACCAUCCUUGUGUCUGGAAGUGACCAGCGGCUGUCUAAUGUUGAGUUUGGAGCCCACCAAGUGAUCUUGCUCCGAAACACAACCAGCAUCGACAACCUACCGGAGCCGAUUCGAAACAGUGGGGCGCUGAUCAUGACUGUCUCGCAGUCCAAGGGACUAGAGUUUGACGAUGUCUUCCUGGUGGACUUCUUCAGCGAUUCGUUGGCAAGUCGCGAAUGGCGUGUGGUUGGACAAUACCUUGACAACCUCGCGGACCUGGAGAAACAAAGUGGUGCUGAGAACCUUCCAGGAGGCAUGCCCCUAGUGGAUGUCCAGGUUGAUGACGCAGAGAGAGGCCACAUUCGUGUUGUGGAAUUUGACAAGCGGGAACAUGUCCUGCUGUGUGAAGAAUUGAAGCAUUUGUACACUGCAGUCACAAGGGCCAAGAACAACUUGAUCAUAUUUGAUCAAAACAAGGCUAAACGAGCACCCAUGUUUCAUUACCUUGCUCGGCGGGGGCUUGCGCGUAUUGUGAAGCACUCACUGCUAACAGAUGGCCAAGAUGCCUCCAAGUAUGGCCUGAGCCAGACAACAAGCUCACCAGAGGAGUGGGCAAAGCGGGGCCUCAAUCUGUUGGACAACAAUCUCCAUGGUUUGGCAAUUCAGUGCUUCGAAAAGGCGGAAGAUGCAGCAUGGGCUCUGGUAGCAGAGGCGUACCACCAGAUCCAAAAGGCCAGAUCUGAAGAGAGAGCGACAGAAGCACGCCUACUGUUUGAACAGGCAGGGGAUAGGCUGCUGACUGCUGCCACAAACACAGAAAAGGCAGUGCUGCAAGUGACUGCCAACCAAGCAAUGCGAUGGCUGCACCUGGCAACUCGUUGUUAUGUCCAAGCAGAGGAUUUUGCCACUGCUGGCAGGAUUCUGAAGAGCAUUCGGCAGUUUUCAAGGGCUCGAAAUUAUCUUAUCAGGGCAGACAACUUUGAACUGGCAGCAGAGUGCUGUGAGGGCAAUGCUAAAGCUCAACCACAGUCUGCAACUCAGUCAUUAGUGAAUGCAUGCAAGCUCUAUUCAAGAGCAAGGAUGCAUUCCAAAUGCAUAUCGCUUUUCAAGGAGCACAACAUGGAGAAAUUUGAGGGAAUGGAGGCAAUCGCAGAGAAGGCACUCCAUAUCGCCCAUCGGAAAGGUGAUAUUGCUGGAAUUGUCGACUGUUGCCCGUUCCUUGAGCCUGGCAGCCGUGAGAAUGCUUUGAGGGAGCACGGUCACUGGGAGAUUCUGGCUGGUUACCUGCCAAAUAGAUUGGAAGGUGCGGAGCUUUUGGCAGCCUGUGGAAAGUUUCAGGAAGCUUCAAAUCUGCUGCUGAAACUCAAAGAUGACGACCUCGAUUUGGCUCACCGGCAAAGACUGCAUGGAUACUUGUUGAAGGUUGGAAGCCAGGAAUCAUGCCUGCAAGCUCUGCAGCUCUGGAGCACCAGAGACUAUGCAGCUGACAAGUAUGCGCGGCUGCGAGGGGAUGCCCUGCUUGGCAUGUUGCAGGCACACAUCAGAGGCCUCAAAGGCAAAGGCCAUUCUUCCGAUUCUGUGGCAGAGUUGGUUUCUGUGGCAGAGGAGGCUUGGCAACACUUCUGCAAAGCUAUGAACCCCCUGGGAAUACUGGAAGUCCUGACAGCCUUGAAGGAACUGAUGCUUUCCUUUCCUAACCUGACUCUACAGGAUGUCAGCAUGUCGAUGGCAAAGAUUGAGGUCUCUGCAGAUUGUGGUGCUCGUGUGUGCAAAAUAUUGGAGGAUUUGAAGUCUUGUGAAGACAAUCAAGACAUGAACCAGAAAGGACUGGGAACAUAUGCAGCACAUUUCGGAAUCCACCAGAUAUCUCAACAUGUGAAGCUGGUGCCCUUCAGAUGCGACUCAAUCCGUUUGCAGCGUGCGCUGCCUGUGGACUUCUCAGCACAGUUUCAACAAACAGGUUGCUCUCAUGGAGGAAUGCAGGGUGUACAGAGGCCACGGCCUUCUCCUGCAACCAAAAUUGCUUGGGGACAAGUCAAGAAACACACAGAGGUGGACAUCUGUCUUCAGAUGUCCAAGGGUCUUAAGCACUUGCUGGAGGUCUUGACUAAGUCCCUUGUCAGAUCGGUUUGGCACGGCACCCCCAGAGCCACCAUGAAGAAUCACCAUUCUGAAGCCACAACACACUUGGAGAGUUCUAUCGUGGCAUAUCGCAUUCAUCUCAGCUUGCUCCGUCUGCUGCGGAUCGUGCCGCCUUUUGUGCUUGGGAAGGAGCACAAAGAUCUGCAACAGGAUUUGAAGCCCCUUGGGCGUCAGAUCAUGGUGCUUUUGACUGCAGGGCUUUAUUCGCCAUUUGCCCUUCAGAUGGAAGAACCUGACCCAACGUCCCAAUUCAAGGUGACCAGCGAACGCAAGGGGUUGACAAGGAAGGAAAUUGGUAUGGUACCAAAGGAUGUGCACUGGCUGUAUGACAACAGGGAGAACCUGCAGCCCCGAGACAAGAUUUUGGACCCCAAUGUGCACUACUGGCUUGUCAGGUCAAUUUUUGACUUCCCUGCUACAGCCAAAUAUGUGCCUCCCCCAGAGGCUCUGUUGAAGAAGAGAUUCGAUUAUGCCUCAAAGGCGGCACGGAAUGACCGCUGGAGGCAGGGGUACAUGCGGCAAAUGUUCAGGAAUGUGCAACAGCAGUGGUGUGUCGACGGUCACCUGUUGUUAAAGGCAAGCACCCCUGAAAUCCCACAGGAGGGCGUCCACUCGAUUCUGUUGUUUCUGGCACGGUCAAGAGUGCUUGAGGAGAUGCAUCAAGACAGGCCAUGCCUGUCUCUUCAGUGCUAUGUAGAGCUCCUUGAACAAGCGGCUGGGCUCUUGCUGCUUGGGCUGGGUGACAGAGCAUACAUCCCUGGCCACAUCACCUCCACCAUCAAACAUUCUGGGAUUCUGCCUCGCGAUGGACUCGAAAGUUGCUUUCACUUCUGGAGGCCAAAAGAACGCCCACACCCCCGCAAGGAUGGCAUUGAUGACAGCCCGAGGGCCUGUCUGUUGUUGCUUGUGAGACUGUUGCACGAUCUUGCAACCAAGGUGUUAGGAGACAAUCGGAGGUGCUGUUCCCUUGAGCAGCAUAUGCUGCGUCUCUUCGUCAGCGCAAAGACGAAGAAGCAAAGCCGGGUAGCAACAGCAGAAGCAACCUGGAUGAGUGAGCACAUGGCAAUGAGGACGCAACUGCUGUGCGGGAGCGUGUGCCUGUCCCUUUUGAUGAAUACGGAGCAGGAGCUGAAAAUUGAGCAGGAUGUGAAAACGUGGUGUCUUUUUACGAUCGACCAGUCACUUCAGAAAAUUGUUACAAAGACAGCAGGUGCCAGCAGCCAGGGGCAAAAUAUGAGCACACUCUUGAGCGUCUCGGUGAAGGACUUCUCCAAGGCCGUAGUCGAUGUCUCAGGGACCCUCGGAUCAGGAAUGAUGGAAGUCGAAAAAGGGAAGGAACGUGUGUUCGACAAGUUUCCAAAUCAGUUUCCAAAGGAAAAGAAGAGGAAGAAUGUGCUCGUAAAGGCGAAAGUGAAGCUGCCUCCAUCUGGUAGUGAGCAAGCACGAAAUGCGGAACAUCUGCUGCGGUUGCCUCCACCAGGAGAGUUGUUCAUCGAGACAGAAAAAGAGACCGUGGAAUCCAGAGAAAAAGCUCGGAAGGAUGAUGCUGCAAACGUCAUUCAGAAGCAUUGGAAGAUUUACUCGUCGUGGCUCAAGAGGUUGAGGGCGCUCAAAGUGAUGAGGUUGUGGAAUCCAACGUUUCGAGCCAGCUUUCAUCGGUUCACCCUUCAGCUUCGGGAGAGACUGGCAUCGCGGAAACGGGCAGACGAACUUGCUGCAGAGGAGGCAGUCCGGCAAUAUGAUCUAAAGGACUAUAAAUCUCGCCUGGCAUGGGUUCGUAAUGGGCUGGACGGUGGCAUGGGUGCGGCAUGCACAGUCUGUCCUCUCUCAGAUGUCGAUGGUGGACCAGAUGGCGAAGCGCCAGAGAUCGCCCACAGAGCGACUGAGGCACAUGAGCGCUGCGUGAGCGAUUUUGAGGACUACUACAAGUUUCAAGAGGAGGUGGUCACUGUGCUGCGCGAGGGGGAAGCGAAACAUGCGGAAGUGGUCGAAUUGCAGAAAACGUGCGGCGAUGAUGCCGUUGAUCUCUACGUACAGCUUAUGAAACUGACAGGGGAACUGCGAACGGAGUCGAUCGCCAACGCCAUUGAGGCACUAGAGGGAUCCCGCAAAUGGCGAGGCAGGGAAGCGCUCCAGGUAUGCCUGGAGAAGCUGAAAUGUGCCACCGAGGAGUGCACCAAAUGGUUACAUGAUUACAAGGCGCAAAAAACGUUGAAUGCAGAACAGGAGGGUGCUGGAGGAUCGAACGGACCGCGGGAUGCUCAAGGGUCUGCCAUUGAAGGCGAUUUGCAAUACGAGGGGGAGCGGGAGGCGGACGAUUUGUUGCCUGACUGGGAAGUGACAGAGAAGCAAAACGGAAAAUGGAGACGGAGACGGUACCCUAGGAAAUUGGUGAAAGCGACUGACAACCGCAGAGGGGCACCGAGAUAG
Molecule: messenger RNA, 9624 nt
Organism: Ostreobium quekettii
Lineage: Eukaryota; Viridiplantae; Chlorophyta; Ulvophyceae; Bryopsidales; Ostreobiaceae
Source: the annotation of a GenBank genome assembly